Messenger RNA from Nematostella vectensis (starlet sea anemone), 1136 nucleotides. RefSeq names its product hatching enzyme 1.2-like. The transcript is spliced from 11 exons. Gene Ontology annotation, molecular function: zinc ion binding; metalloendopeptidase activity. The record is from RefSeq and is a predicted model, not a curated record. Gene Ontology annotation, biological process: proteolysis. Bases 7 to 1041 code for a protein of 344 amino acids. NCBI's taxonomy places the organism in Eukaryota, Metazoa, Cnidaria, Anthozoa, Actiniaria, Edwardsiidae.
UCACUGAUGAUCAAGAUGAAGUGGGUUCUAAUUGCUGCGUUGCUUGGCGCGGCGAUAGCUGAUGUUCCAGAGAAUCGCCGAGUUCAUGACAAGAACCUGUUCCAGGGGGACAUAGUGUUGACUCCUUUGCAGAGGAUGGCAGUGGACACGGGAAGGGACCCCACUGAGGUUGGGCGUGGCGCAUUCAGGGGGAACUUGUGGCCCAAUGGGGUCAUGCCCUACACAAUCGCCAGUUCGCUCAGCGGCAAUUCCCGUGCGAUGGCGUCGAUCCGUGCUGGAAUGAAGCUAUGGACUGAUACGACUUGCAUCACAUUCAAACCCAGAACCACCGAGAGAAACUACGUCGAGUUCUUUCAGGGAUCUGGAUGUUACUCCAACGUUGGCGUCGCUGGAGGAAGGCAGCAGCUCUCAUUGGCUAGUGGCUGCUGGUACCAGGGCACAACUUCGCACGAGAUCGCGCAUGCGCUCGGUUUCUACCACGAGCAGUCUCGUCCGGACAGGGACCAAUACGUGCAGAUCAUCUGGGCCAACAUUCCCUCAGGCGUGCGAUAUAACUUCAACAAGAUGACCACCUCCCAGAUCAACGCUCUGGGGACACCAUACGACUAUGGUUCCGUCAUGCACUACGAUCGCACAGCCUUCGGAAGUGGCAGAGAAACCAUUCGGCCCCUCAAAGCAGGCGUCACCACUCUUGGCAACAGACAGGGACCAACAGCCAUUGACAUCAAGCAGAUGAAUCUGCUGUAUAAGUGCAGCGGUGGAGGAGGUACCGGUGCAACUAAACCCCCGGUAACGCAAGCUCCUGUCACGCAAGCGCCAUCAGGCUGCAGCGAUCACCACUCGAGCUGUUCGUACUGGGCCAGUAUCGGGGAGUGCAAUAAGAACCCUAACUACAUGUUGGUAAACUGCAAGAAAAGCUGCGGCAAAUGCGGCGGAUCUUCAUGUUCUGAUACCGACCAGAGGUGCGCUUAUUGGGGAAACUUCUGUUUAUCGAAUGAUUACGUGCAGAAGUACUGCAGAAAAACGUGCAGACUCUGCUGAAAGCCUAGCGACUUCAACGCUUAACACAAAUUAAUAAUUUUAGUAAAAGGUGGAAGCUAACGAUUCAUACAUUUCAAUAAAGUGAGUGAAAAGCA